Molecule: messenger RNA, 1161 nt
Organism: Labeo rohita (rohu)
Lineage: Eukaryota; Metazoa; Chordata; Actinopteri; Cypriniformes; Cyprinidae
Product: protocadherin gamma-A2-like
Exons: 2
Coding region: 1-1161 (386 amino acids)
Biological process (GO): homophilic cell-cell adhesion
Cellular component (GO): plasma membrane
Molecular function (GO): calcium ion binding
Source: RefSeq, a predicted model, not a curated record
AUGGUUCUUGAUAAAGCGUUAGACCGGGAGGAACAACCUCAUCUAUUCCUGAAGCUGAUCGCUGUAGAUGGCGGAAACCCGCAGAGGUCUGGCUCUGUUAAUAUCGAUGUUACCGUUUUAGAUGUGAAUGACAACGCACCUGUGUUUAACCAGACUGUUUAUAGGGCGUCUUGUAACUGCGAGAGAUUUAGACUGGAAUCAAAACUCCAGAGUGUCGUAUUUUUUUUAGAAAAUACUCAAAUUGGUGGAGUGCCGAUUUCCUCGUACCUGUCCAUAAACUCCGAAAAUGGCAUAAUAAACGCAGUUCGUUCGUUUGAUUAUAAGCAAAUUAAACAGCUUAGUUUCGUUGUAAAAGCGCAGGACGGAGGAAAUCCUCCACUUAGCAGUAACGUGAGUGUGAAAAUAAUCAUUCAGGACCAGAACGACAACGCCCUGUAUCCGGUCCAGUCAGGUGCUUCUGUGGUGGCUGAAAUAGUGCCUCGUUCGGCUGAUGUGGGUUAUCUGGUGACUAAAGUGGUGGCUGUUGAUGUGGACUCUGGACAGAAUGCCUGGCUCUCAUAUAAACUGCAGAAAGCCACAGACAGGGCGCUGUUUGAAGUGGGCUUACAGAAUGGAGAAAUAAGAACUGUACGCCAAGUGACAGAUAAAGAUGCUGUCAAACAAAGACUCACUGUUGUAGUGGAGGACAACGGGCAGCCCUCUCGAUCAGCUACAGUCAAUGUUAACGUGGCGGUGGCGGACAGCUUCCCUGAAGUGCUCUCAGAGUUCACCGACUUUACGCACAAGGAUUACAACGACAACCUGACUUUCUAUCUGGUCUUGGCUUUGGCUGUAGUUUCGUUUCUCUUUAUCGUGUCUAUCAUUGCCAUACUGUCAGUCAAAUGCUACAGAUGGAGACGCGAGCGGAUGUUUUACAAAUCUGGAGCGAAUCUUCCAGUUAUUCCGUAUUAUCCGCCUCUUUACGCAGACGUAGGGGGCACAGGAACUUUACAGCACGUGUACAAUUAUGAGGUUUGCAGAACCACUGACUCCAGAAAGAGUGAUCUGAAAUACGGCAGACCUUGCAGUGAGAGCAUCAUUAGUCUGGACACCAGCGGAACACAGACACUCACGUAUGCGCAAAGAGAAAAACAAACCAACCAAGAUUUCAUGAUCAGGUGA